Parascedosporium putredinis is the source of this 696-nucleotide messenger RNA. NCBI's taxonomy places the organism in Eukaryota, Fungi, Ascomycota, Sordariomycetes, Microascales, Microascaceae. The record is from the annotation of a GenBank genome assembly.
AUGCAACGCACCGUUACUCUUCUCCUCGCUGCUGCGGCGGCCUUCCUUCCCCAGGUGUCGGCCCAGAAUGGACGCACCCUCACCGGUUGGGACUGCUGCAAGCCCGCCUGCGCCUGGAAGAGUCUUCUUCAGGGAAGCGUGAGCGGCCAAGUCAUGGUCUGCAACAAGGACGACCAGCCAUACAACAAUGAUCAAUCCAACUCCGUCGCCAGUUCGUGCGGCGAGUCCAGCGAGGGCGCGAACUUGGGUUACCUCUGCUCCGACUACCAGCCCCGCCCUGUGGCCGAGAACCUCGCGUACGGCUUCGCCAUCACCGAUGGCAUUGAAAACUGCUGCAAGUGCUUCGAGCUUCAGUGGACCGAGGGCCCCGCCGCGGGCAAGAAGAUGCAGGUACAGAUCAUCAACGAGGGCGGAAGCGUCUCCGAAAGUGGCACGAGGGACUUUAUCCUCCUUACGCCUGGUGGUGGCGUGGGCCCCAACUCGCAGGGAUGCUCGGCUCAGUAUGGCCUUGACUGGGGUCGUCAGUGGGGAGGCGUCAGCCAGGCGUCCGACUGCGAGAACAUUCCCACCAACAUGCAAGCUGGUUGCUACUGGAGGUGGAACUGGGCCCGUGGCGACGUUAACACCUGGGGCCUCCAGUACCAGCCCAUCACUUGCCCCGAGUCCCUCACCGCGAUCUCGGGAUGCCGUGCUUAA